Molecule: messenger RNA, 4177 nt
Organism: Gallus gallus (chicken)
Lineage: Eukaryota; Metazoa; Chordata; Aves; Galliformes; Phasianidae
Gene: TLE3
Product: transducin like enhancer of split 3
Exons: 19
Coding region: 794-3220 (808 amino acids)
Biological process (GO): negative regulation of canonical Wnt signaling pathway; regulation of DNA-templated transcription
Cellular component (GO): transcription regulator complex; nucleus
Molecular function (GO): transcription corepressor activity; protein binding
Source: RefSeq, a predicted model, not a curated record
ACAGUGCGCGGAGCGCCGCGUACGGAACCGCGGGGAGCAGCGCGCGCCGCACCGCACCGCACCGCAGUCAGCACCGCACGGACCGGAGCCGCGCAGCGCCCCGCGAUGCCCCGCGGAGCCCCUCCGGGACGCGCCUGAGCCGGGGGCGGCCGCCGGGGCCGCAGCGCAUGGACGCGGCCGCCCCCCCCGCGCCGCGCUCCGCACUCAGGAGCCCCCCCCGGCGCGGGGCAGCGCGCAGCGCUUUGUUGGGAGCGGCCGCGGCGCCGUAGCGUUGUUGGGAGCGGCGCCGCCGGGAGCGCAGUUGGGGCGCGGGCGGCUCUUCGCUUUGUCAUUUAUUUUUCGGGUUUUUUUUUUUUUAAUUUAAUUAUUUGGGGUUUUUAAAUUUUUUUUCUUUGUAUCUCUCGGGAUUUUUUUUUUUCAAUUUUUUUAUCGGCUUUUUCCUUUUCGGGCGGAUUUCAUUUUUUGGUGUUUUUUUUAAUUUUUUUUUAAUUUUUAUUUUGUUUCUCUCGUUUUUCACUUCUCGGAAUUUCCGCCGCCCGCCCUUCGAUUCCUCUGCUUUUGUUAUCCUCAGUUGUUCCUUUUCCUUUUCCCCCCUUUCUGUGGUUUCUGUUGUUUUUCUUUAUUAUUAUUCCUUUCUUUCUUUUUUUUUUCCUCCCCCCAUCUCCGCUCCUCCCGUCCCGAACUCCUUCCGGGUGGGCGGGGGGGGACGACGCACCGUCCUCUUUCCCCCCCCCCCCUCCCCGGACCCCCCUCCCCCCUCCGCUCUUUGUUCUGCCGCCGGCCCCCCCCGGCCAUGUACCCGCAGGGUCGGCACCCGGCCCCCCACCAGCCGGGCCAACCGGGCUUCAAAUUCACCGUGGCCGAAUCGUGCGAUCGGAUCAAGGACGAGUUUCAGUUCCUGCAGGCGCAGUACCACAGCCUGAAAGUGGAGUACGACAAGCUGGCCAACGAGAAGACCGAGAUGCAGCGCCAUUACGUGAUGUACUACGAAAUGUCCUACGGGCUCAACAUCGAGAUGCACAAACAGACAGAAAUUGCUAAAAGGCUGAAUACCAUUUUAGCACAGAUUAUGCCUUUUCUGUCACAAGAGCACCAACAGCAAGUUGCACAGGCUGUUGAACGUGCCAAGCAAGUGACAAUGACGGAGUUGAAUGCUAUCAUCGGGGUACGUGGACUUCCCAAUCUGCCUCUCACCCAGCAGCAGCUCCAGGCGCAGCACCUCUCCCACGCCGCCCAUGGGCCCCCGGUCCAGCUGCCUCCGCACCCCUCCGGCCUGCAGCCCCCCGGCAUCCCACCCGUCACCGGCAGCAGUUCGGGGCUGCUGGCGCUCGGUGCGUUGGGCAGCCAGGCACACCUGGCCGUCAAGGAUGAGAAGAACCACCAUGACCUGGACCACAGAGAGCGGGACUCGAGCGCGAAUAACUCCGUUUCGCCCUCGGAAAGCCUGAGAGCCAGCGAGAAGCACCGGAGCUCCACAGACUACAGCAUUGACUCCAAAAAGCGGAAAGCAGAGGAGAAGGACAGCAUGAGCCGAUAUGACAGCGAUGGUGACAAAAGCGAUGACCUCGUCGUUGAUGUCUCCAACGAGGACCCCGCCACCCCCCGGGUCAGCCCGGCCCACUCCCCACCAGAGAAUGGCCUGGACAAAGCCCGUGGGCUGAAGAAGGGGGAUGCACCCAACAGCCCGGCCUCGGUCGCCUCCUCCAGCAGCACUCCCUCCUCCAAGACUAAAGACUUGGGCCACGUAUGUGCCAUGCUGUGCCCUGCCACAGGGCUCUCCAAAACCCUCCUGGCAGCUGGACUUCACUCUUUACAUUUUAUUUUUUUGGUUUUUUUCUGCAUCCAGAACGACAAAUCAUCAACGCCCGGACUCAAGUCCAACACUCCCACACCGAGGAACGAUGCCCCAACCCCAGGGACGAGCAGCACCCCGGGGCUGAGGCCGAUGCCCGGCAAGCCAAGCGGCAUGGACCCACUGGCCUCAGCCCUGCGGACACCCAUCUCCAUCGCGGGUUCCUACGCAGCCCCGUUUGCCAUGAUGGGGCACCACGAGAUGAACGGCUCUCUGACCAGCCCUGGUGCCUAUGCUGGCCUGCACAACAUCCCCCCGCAGAUGAGUGCUGCCGCCGCCGCCGCUGCUGCCUAUGGCCGGUCGCCAAUGGUUGGCUUUGACCCACACCCACCCAUGCGGGCCCCUGGCCUGCCCACCAGCCUGGCAUCCAUCCCUGGAGGGAAGCCAGCUUACUCGUUUCACGUCAGUGCUGAUGGGCAGAUGCAGCCGGUCCCCUUUCCCCACGACGCCCUGGCUGGCCCCGGCAUCCCCCGGCACGCGCGGCAGAUCAACACGCUGAGCCACGGUGAGGUGGUGUGCGCCGUCACCAUCAGCAACCCCACCCGGCACGUGUACACAGGUGGAAAAGGCUGUGUGAAGAUCUGGGACAUCAGCCAGCCUGGCAGCAAGAGCCCCAUCUCUCAGCUGGACUGCCUGAACAGGGAUAACUACAUCCGCUCCUGCAAGCUGCUCCCCGACGGCCGCACGCUGAUCGUUGGGGGGGAGGCCAGCACGCUCACCAUCUGGGACCUGGCCUCCCCCACGCCCCGCAUCAAGGCUGAGCUCACCUCCUCGGCGCCCGCCUGCUACGCGUUGGCCAUCAGCCCCGACGCCAAAGUCUGCUUCUCCUGCUGCAGCGACGGCAACAUCGCCGUGUGGGACCUGCACAACCAGACCCUGGUCAGGCAAUUCCAAGGCCACACAGACGGUGCCAGCUGCAUAGACAUCUCACACGAUGGUACGAAGCUGUGGACGGGGGGGCUGGACAACACGGUGCGCUCCUGGGACCUGCGGGAAGGGCGGCAGCUGCAGCAGCACGACUUCACCUCCCAGAUCUUCUCGCUGGGGUACUGCCCCACGGGAGAGUGGCUAGCGGUGGGCAUGGAGAGCAGCAACGUGGAAGUGCUGCACCACACCAAGCCGGACAAGUACCAGCUGCACCUGCACGAGAGCUGCGUCCUGUCCCUCAAGUUCGCCUACUGCGGUAAAUGGUUCGUGAGCACGGGGAAGGACAACCUGCUCAACGCAUGGAGGACGCCCUACGGGGCAAGCAUCUUCCAGUCCAAGGAAUCCUCGUCGGUCUUAAGCUGCGACAUUUCAGCGGAUGACAAAUACAUCGUCACGGGCUCUGGGGACAAGAAGGCCACAGUCUACGAGGUCAUCUACUGAGGGGACGCAGUGGCGGUGCCGCAGGCUCGGCGCUGGAGCGGCGCUCGGGGCAGCACUGGGCUGGGAUCUCUCGCUGGAGCUGCACCUCCGUGCCCGCCCGGCACCCACACGGAUGUACCUGGAGGUCUGCAGACAUGGCACACACACACACGUCGGAGCCCUGAACGAAUUCUUGGUUUGGUUUUAGGGUUUGGGGCUGUUGGUUUUUUUUUUUUCCCCAUUUUUUUGGUCUUUUUUUUUUUUGGUCUCCCGGUUCUCUCCGUCUGCGCUUUGGUGGCACUCUAAAGGACUUCUUUUUUUACCGUGACUUCUUUUUUUUUUUUCCUUUUGGUGCAUCCCACAUUAAGACUUGUGAAAAAUGUAAAUACCGGACUAGUACAUAGCAUGGGAAGGGUGGGGGACCCUCCCGGUACACUAGGUGUGUAUUUUCGUCUGCUGUAAUUGUAUUCCACUGAUGGUUUUGGUGGUGGCAAUUUUUCUUAUUAUUUUUCCCCCCUCCCCGCUCCCCCCCCGUCCCCCCCCCCCCUCUCCCAAUGCAUCUAUUUGGGAUGCAACCUGGACUGAGCAAAGCGUCCUCUUGGUGAAGUCGUCCCUCCCGUCGUCCCCGUGCGUUGGUGGCUGUUGUGUGUGCGGACGCUGUCGGGGCUGUGCUGAGCUCUGUCGGAUCCCCGGCUGCUGCCGGACGUCGGCGACACAAUCACCUUUUUUUAUAUGGAUUUUUUUUUGUUGUGCUCGUAUGUUUGAAGAGAAAAGGGGAAGCCCACGAUCCGGGAAUCAUCCGCUCGAACCCUUCUUGGUCUUCGGACAUAAAGCAACGAGGAGUGAUUUCAAAGAAAGCAUAGUAAAAUUCAGCUCAGGGAGCCACGAAAGAUAAUAGCAACUUAAUGUGUUUUGUAUUCAAAUGAAAGUAAAGAAUUAGAAUUGAUAACCUUUAAAAUACAGUUUUUUUAAAGCAAA